Oryzias latipes (Japanese medaka) is the source of this 2946-nucleotide messenger RNA. It is a transcript of the gene uimc1, whose product is annotated as ubiquitin interaction motif containing 1. Gene Ontology annotation, molecular function: K63-linked polyubiquitin modification-dependent protein binding; histone binding. Gene Ontology annotation, cellular component: BRCA1-A complex. The record is from RefSeq and is a predicted model, not a curated record. Gene Ontology annotation, biological process: double-strand break repair; positive regulation of DNA repair. Lineage: Eukaryota; Metazoa; Chordata; Actinopteri; Beloniformes; Adrianichthyidae.
AGCACGUGACCGCACACAUAGAUAUAAACAUGGCGGCCCGACGGUGAGGAGAAGUACCGCGAUUCUUUAAAACUUCUCUAAAUUUUGUGCAAAGUUCUUGGCAGCAGCGCAGACCGCGAGGCGAACACUUCCGGGUCGCUUUGGUUGGAUGUUGUAUCGUCAGAAUUCGGAUACUUCCGACUAUGUUCGCAGCUUUUCGCUUUAGUUAGUUUCCAUGCCAGCCCGUGCUCAUGCGCGGUGCGGACUAGCAUUAUCCUAACGACCCGUUUUUCAUUUUUUAAUUCUGAAUUCGCCACUUUUCUGCUCUUCUGCCGCCAGUUGUCACGGCAGCCGGAGCACAGGUGAGCAUCAGCGAGGAGAACAGCUGCAUGUCUGUGAGGAGGAAGCUCAUCAGAGGAACCUCUGUGCAGAUGGAUGAAGAAGAGGAGGAUGACCUCCAGGACGGCCAGGCCGAGUCUGCAGCUCUGCCAAAGAUGAGAGCGAAGAGGCGCAGAGAGACCAAGUCCAAAGAGAUGUCAGAGGAGGAGAUGAUGGACCUGGCCCUCCGUCUGAGUGAACAGGAGGCCAGCGCCACAGAGCUGCGGCAGCAGGAGGAGGAGGAGGCAAUGAUGAAGGCCAUCCAGCAGAGCAUGUUUGACCAAACCCAGCCGUUCCAAACCGCCUUCUCCAGCGGGUCACCACACCUUCUGUCUCGACGGAAGCUCUCGUUUCCAAACGGGGAGAAGCUGUUUCGAGGCAGUCCGGCAGGUCUGGACAGCGGGUGCUCACCUGAACCCUUCUCAGAAAAGACAGAGGAGAUCCGGAAAAAAAGGUUGAAGAAAUCAGGAAGUCAUCUGCCGGAGAUGCUGGAUCUGUCCCAAGCGGAGAGAACAGACUCUGAAGCUUCAGCUGACUCCUGCAACCCUCCCCCUGCUCCUCUAGACUCCCCACAGAGCUCUGACUCCACCCGGAUCGACGAGUCUGAGCCUCAGGAGUCGCCGGUGUUCCCGCUGACCGGCUGCAGGGCUGUAGUCCACGUGGACCGACUGAGCGAGGAAGUGGUGGAUAGCUGCAGACACUCUGGGUUUGUGUCUUCUUCUCAGGACACUUGGAGCUGGACGCAGAAGUCCACCUGGACCAGAAGCCCCACCUUUCCCCAGAGUAACCCUAAAACCCCCGGUAGCCCAACCGCAGGCCCAGAGCUUGUCUCCUCCUCUCAGGAAAGUCCCACGCCCCCUUUAAGUUGCAGAAGCCCAGUGUUCCUCCGAAGCCCCUCGGAGAUCCUCAGCACUGCUGCCUCACAACAGAGGAGCCCCCCACACAUGCAGACCCCAGGGCGGGACGACCAGAACUGCAGACAGCUUCCUGCAGUCGCAGAGGAGCAGAGGAAUGCAUCGUGCAGCUACACGCCGCCUGGCAGCAACAUGAUGCUGGUCUGGUCAGACGAGGACGACGUCACGCUGCUCAGGUCUCCAAGUCCGGUUUUCCCCAAAGAAAGACGCCUUUACGGGACUGAAGCUCCAGCAGCUUCAAUGGACAACGCUGCACCCAACCACAGCAGCUCAGACCAACACUCCUCUUCUACAUCUGCUCCCGCCUGCAGAAAAGAACCAGCCACCUCCACAGAGGAAGUUCUCAGGCCUGCGUGCAGAGAGACCCCUGGUGGACAGACGGUGCACUACUUUUGGGGUAUCCCCUUUUGCCCCCUUGGUCUGGACCCUGACGCAUACACCCAGGUAAUCGAGGCGCAGAUGGAGGUUUACGAGAAGAGCCUGAAGCAGGCGCAGAGGCGUUUGCCCAGGAAGGCCGAGUGGGCGGAGCCAAUCCUGCCGGAGCCAGAGAAAGCUUCAUCACCUGAAACAGCGGCGGGAUCUCCUCGUCUUCGUGCUUCUCAGAGACCAGGCCUCAUGCUGAGAAGAGGAAGGACCACCGAGGAGCAUCCAGACCAGGAGGAAGAGGAGCAGCACCAGGAGGAAGAGCAGAAGGAUGCUGAUAUUUGUCCAGAAACGCAGCUGAGCGGAGAAGACGGCGCGGGGGGGCGGAGCCUGCCGACAGAACCGCCUUUUCCUGGAUGCCCUGAGCCGCCGGAGGUCCAGGUGAUCCUGCAGGAUGAUCAUAGUGACGGCUCAGCACAAACUGUGGACCGAGGUCCUGCAUCUCCUGGGGGGGUGGAGGUGACAGAAGCAGGAGAUCCCACUUCAGAGGCAGCUGUGGUCCCCGGCAGCCCCCCCACCUCGGUGGACUGCCCCAUCUGUCAGCUGUCCUUCCCUGCCGGCGACAUUGAGAUGCACGCUGCAUUCUGCAACGGGGGGGUGGCGGAUGAUGGGACGAGCCUCUCAGGUUUCCAAGAGUCCCCGAAGCCUCGACGGCAAAGAGCGAGGAGAGCAGAGGCAGCAGAGAGCAGCCAGCCGUCAGACGCCUGCAGGAUUUUAGAGAAGUGCUUCAUCUGCCAGAGCGCCAUUCCUCUCAGAGAGUACAGCCACCACACGGAGCUCUGCAUCCGGCGCCGGAGGUCCAAGCUUGCAGCUAAGGGGAACCUGCUGUCGGCGCUGCAGGACACCGAGAGCAGGAGCGCAGAUCUCCAAGCAUCCGGGUCCAAAGUCCAGCCCGAUGAUGUCAUCGACCUGCGCAACGACGACCCCGACGCCUCCCGGGUCACUGACUCCCCCAUCAGAACCUUGACUCCCAUCUCUGAGGUCACGGACUGCCUAGUCGACUUCAAGAAGCAGAAUCGGGCCAAGAAGCCCAGCCAGAGGAGGAGAUGACAGUUGUAGCUUUCCCUCUGGAUCCUCAGAUCCCUCCCCUCAGCUCCAGUUGCUUAGAGGUCUUUAUCUCCAGCUGGACCUGGUCUUCAGUUUCUGAUCCUGGAGGAAACUUUUCGCACAAAACUGAUUAAAACACAAACUUAAGCAAAUUUAAUUUGAAGGUUUCUUUAUUUUCUUAUAAAAUAAAAGACUUUGAUCUUCA